This is a messenger RNA of Arctia plantaginis, 1671 nucleotides long. NCBI's taxonomy places the organism in Eukaryota, Metazoa, Arthropoda, Insecta, Lepidoptera, Erebidae. The record is from the annotation of a GenBank genome assembly.
AUGGGGCAAAGUCCAAGCUCCGUCUGGAGCAAAAGCGGCCGCAGGAAUUCCUUUCGGCGGUUCAUAAGGCGGAGUAAAUUGAAUAAAUCCAGUUUGAGCCACACGUUCAAUUUGCCGCCUUCGGAAGAUUAUCCUGAGCUGAUGAACGUGAAUACAGCUACGGAGGAACAGCUGAUGACGCUGCCAGGAGUAAACAGGCAGCUAGCGCAAGAAAUAGUGCGGCAUCGCCGGAUAAUUGGGCGAUUCAAACGAGUGGACGACCUCGCACUCGUAUCAGGCAUAGGUGCUGAAAAACUAGAAUUACUUAGACCAGAAAUAUGCACAAAUAUACGAAAGCAGAUAUCAAGAGCAAGUUCGUGUUCCCAAUCGUUGGAUAGUGUUCGUGUACCAUCUGAAAGUAAACUGUGCUCAGUGAAUUCUUCCAGUGUGUUCCAAUUACAGUGUGUACCGGGCCUUAACCAAGAAAUAGCCGCUAAUAUAGUAGACUACCGUAACAAAAGAGGACCUUUCAAAUCCUUAGAUGAUCUCAUUAAAGUUCGUGGUAUCGAUAUUGUGAGACUAAGUGCUGUAAAACCUCAUUUAAGUUUAGAGCCCAGAAAGUGUGAAAGUGUUCAACUUUUAACGAACGGUCAUGUAAAUGGAUGGGCGGAAACGCCUACGACGCCAAAUGGGAUCUCGAGUACACCGAAAACGCCACACAGGAAAAGUCUUUCCAUGCCAACUAAUACUAAAUUCCAAAUGACUUUGCCAAAUGGUUUUGCAACAGUGCCCGUGAAUGAUAUCCUAGACUUAUUGUCUGCGUACUCCCAUAGGCCCGUAGUAGAAGAAGUAUUUUCGUAUGAAAGGGACGGAGUGAGAUGUUGUCGGCUCGCUUCUUGGAACCUGCAUCAGCUUAGCGUAGAGAAGAUAACGAAUCCUGGUGUAAGAGAAGUUGUGUGUCGGACGAUUUUGGAAAAUAAAUUAUCAUUAAUAGCCGUGCAAGAUGUGCUAGAAGAGGGUGCCUUGAAGAUCAUAUGCGACGAGCUCAACUCCCCCGUGUUGAGGCGGAUGCGAGAAUGGAAGUGCAACAGCCAUCGAUGGGAGUACUGCCUCUCUGAACGAAUAGAAAGCCAGCAGUUGGGCUUCAUAUACGAGUCGGUGAACAAAGGCAUCGUCAUCGAAGACAUAGAUUUAGACCAGGUGUGCCUUUUGACCGAAGCGAUCGAAGCUCGACAGCUAAUCAGCGAGUUGGCGUCGUUGACUAGUGAACGAUUUAUUGCUGCUCCACAAGCGUUCCUCAUGUGCAGUCGACCGCUUAUCGUGGUGAACAUGCUGUGUAAGGACACCUUGAACUCGGAAGACUCCACACGCUUGAGGAGCAUAUCAGAUUUAACAGAAAGCAGCCGCAUAGAACUGGUUUUUAUUGGUGAAUUUAGGAAUAGAAGUAACGUGCAAUCAUUCAAGACAUGUCAGUCGAUAUUGAACGAGGAAAUAGUUACCACAGUUGACGUCACAGCUACUGGCCAAAGCAGCAUCCUUUGCCCCGGGAUGUUAGAUAGUACUAAUUUCAACGGACACUCUGGUGCCAUCAAGACAGGAUUAAGCCAUUUAGCUAUACCCCGAGGCUGGUCCUGGGGAGGCCCUGCUUCUCCAUUCUGUCCAAUCUGGGCCGAGAUCAAAGUUCCAGAUUGA